Molecule: messenger RNA, 4319 nt
Organism: Melanotaenia boesemani (Boeseman's rainbowfish)
Lineage: Eukaryota; Metazoa; Chordata; Actinopteri; Atheriniformes; Melanotaeniidae
Exons: 11
Coding region: 139-3897 (1252 amino acids)
Source: RefSeq, a predicted model, not a curated record
AUAAAUGACGAAGAAGAAGAGGGAGGCGGAAGUGGAAUCUUAGCCGUGAAGUAAACAAGGGUUUGAGGUGUCCGUAGAUAGGACAUCACUUCAAGGAAUUAGGAGGCUCCAAGCAGCAAACAUUGAUGGUUAUGGAGAAUGAUGAACAACUCUACAGCAAAUAAGAACCACAUACCCUGCCAGACAUGGGCAGGGCAGAAUGGCUGGUCCACAACUACAUCUGAACAACUCCUCAUCAACCAACACACCAGUUCUCACCAUCUUGGUCUGGGCUCGUCCUCUGAGCAGAGAACCUUAUAUAAUCUCUCGCAUACGUCCAGUCAAAGCUGUAUUAAUGAUCCAAGUACCUUAACUUCCAGAAACAACAAUCCUCACACUGCCCUGUACAAUGACCCACGCAUGAGCAACAUCACAUUAUCUAACUUGCUGUAUGACAACACUGCAGUCUCGAGUGCUGCUCACUCGAUUUCCUUUUCUCAGCAAAGCCCUCACACCUCUUCAAUGAUGAUAGCCACAAACCAAGAAAAAGCUAUCCCCCCACCAUCUCUUUCUCAACAAAACCAAGGACCACAACCUUGUAGGACCCAGGAUUUGCCAUUUAUUGCACCCAACAGCCCGCUCAAAGCCUUGUUUCACAGUCAGAUAUCCAGUCAGUGUUUACCGAACAGACUGCAGGAUUUUCCCAUCAGUCUACAAUCAUGCGAACAACACAUAAAUACAACUCAAGCUAGUUUUGGAGGACAAAAUAUGGAGUCAGUUGGUAUUACUGGAUACGCUCAUAGCAGUGCCUCGUCUUCCACUUCUCAGGAGCGGUCUCACUGGGUUCCUUCAUCACAUAGUGGGGAAGCUGGAAAAAGCGCUGUCACAGUUGGAGCUGGUCAUCCUGAAAAGGAAACAUCACAGGAGGAGAUUAUGGAGAAUAUGCCCAAAAGUCCUCAACUGGUUAACAAUGAAAAAUCACGUUCAGCAAUUCUACAAAAGCGUGCUCAACUACUUAAACAGCUGGAGCGUAUGGAUGAACUUCUCCAGUCACUACCUCCAGAUUAUAGCGAUGAUGAGAUGGUGCCAGAAACACCUGAUACAAAACAGACUAACGUCAGUGAUGGAUACCACAUUCAACUGCCACCAAAAGAGGAAAACGAAGACGAAUCUGUUGCAGAGGAUGACAGUGAUCACGAAGGCGAUCCUGAUUACAUGCCUCACAGUGAAGGCAGUGAUUCUGACUGCCCAUCCGACACCGACCCCAGAGAUUCCCACCCGCUCAGCAGCCCCUCAACCCCUGCAACAAAAAGGAACCUUCCAGUAAAGGAAGAAAUGAAUGAAUCGGAAAAUCAAAGUACAACUCCUCCAAAAAAGAAACAUAGAAUCAAUCAGAAGAACAUCUUAAAAGCUGUUGUGUUAUCAACUUCAGCUAUGGAAGUAGGACGUGAUUACGACGUUAGGAAUUACUGUUUGUUUUGCUCCAAGCCGAUGACCAAAUUGGCCCGGCAUCUCGAGAGAGUCCACAGUGACAAACCAGAGGUUGCGAUUGCAUUCCAGUAUCCGCUGCAUUCCAAAGAACGAAAAGAAAUUUGGAGAAAAAUCAGAAUUGAAGGAAACUUUGCACAUAACAGAGAUGUUCUCAGAACAGGAGAGGGACAGCUUGCUGUGCGAGUAAGACCCAGAAUACCCACCAAAGCUGUGGACUUCAUUCACUGCAUUUACUGUCGUGCUCUCUUUAAAAAGUCAUCUCUGUAUGGGCACAUGAGCAAAUGUCCAGAAAAAGCUAAGAUAAAAGAUGGCUUGCCGAGGGGUAGAAAGAGCAUCAUAUCACAGAGUGUGCUUUUAACUGUAGACUGCGACGACCUCGGUAUAAGUGAGAGCAUGAAGAAAGUUCUGAGUGAAAUGAAUUAUGAUGAUGUGACCCGAGCCGUCAUGGGUGACAGGAUUCUCUUGCAGUAUGGGGAGCAAAUGUGUGAAGACCACAGCCACGAUGUGGAGAAGUAUCAGUACAUAAGGCAAAACCUACGUCAGAUAGCAAGACUUUUGCUCGAGGCUCAAAAGACAACCUCAAUGCAAAAUAUGGAGGAUUUCUUUCAUCCCUCAAACUUCGAACACGUGGUGUCUGCUGUGAAUGUCCUGGCAGGUUACGAUGCAGACAAGAAAGCAUUUAGUAUCCCCUCUCUUGCAAUUAAGCUUGGUUACAACCUACAGAAGACCUGUUGCAUUGUUGAGGACAAUGCCACAGAGUCAGGUCACACUGAUGUAGCGGAGUCUGCCAGAAGCUUCCUCUCUUUGUAUCAGCAGAAAUGGAGUAAGCUCAUUUCUAUAGAUGCUUUAAAAAAUCUCAAAGAAACCAAACAGAAAAAUAAAAAACCAGUGCCAUUUGCUCAAUUUGCUGAAGAUGUGAAACUCCUGCAUACCCUCAUGGAAAAUGUCCAUCGUGAUGCAGAGAAGAAGCUCAGAGAUGGGGUAAAUAAAGAAAACUACGGUGCUCUGGCCAGGAUCGUACUCGCUCGGACGAUUGUUUUCAACAAGAGGGAAACUCGAGAGAUUGCAACGAUGCCUGUAACAGCGUUCGAGUCACGGAAGAAGUCCACUAAUUUUGACGAAAUGGAUGUGUCCGUCUCAGAACUGGAAAAAACCCUGUGUGGGUUCUUCACUAGAGUUGACAUCAGAGGGAGCUGUGGGAGAGUGGUUCCCAUUUUACUCAAGCCCUGUUUUGAGUCAUCUAUGGAGCUUCUAGUAAGUGUUCGCAAAGAAUGCGGGAUCCUCAGUAACAACCCCUUCAUCUUUGCCCGACCGAGCACACUGUCCGCCUACCGUGGAACAGACUGCCUCAGAGGAUUAGUCAAAGAAUGUGGAGCUAAAAACCCAGAAGCGUUAACGUCCAAAAAUAUGCGGAAGCGCUUCACAAAAAUGCUCCAGCUGAUCAACCUGAAUGAAAACGAGGCUAAACAGAUUUUUGGCCCCAAAAGUCAAAUCCCACAACAGAGCGAUGACGAUGAUGCUGACAUGGAGUCUGGAGAAGAAGAAGAAGCCUCCACAGGGCAUAACAGGGAAGCCUCCAGUACGAGCCAUGGUCCUAAUCACCGAGAGAGACGUGGAGAACGUACAAGCUGCAAAAUGACGGCACCUUCCAAACCUGUCAAAAAAAGACAAGGUCACCAUCAAAAAAGCAAACUUAAGUGGGAUGAAGCUGAAGUCAGUGCCGUAGAAAAACACAUGAUGCGUUUCAUUAAAGAACACAAGGUGCCGCAGAAAAAUGACUGUGUUCAAUGCCUCGAGGCUGAGCCACAUGCACUAAAGGCCCGUUCCUGGAAAGGAGUAAAGGACUAUGUCAGAAACAGGAUCACUACUUUACAGAGACAGAAGGACUCCUCCAGGGAUUUAUCAAGGAGUAAAAAGGGCCCCAGGCAGAAAGAACAGCAGCAGGGCAAUGUGAAAUUACAACCUUCAGAGGGAUACGAAUAUGCUUCAGGGUCUCGCAGUGAAGUCUACAGUGCCAGGAGUGAACCAGCUGCUCAUUAUCAUCAGCAAGCACGUGGAGAAACAACAAGCUGUGACAGGACUGCACCUCACAAAUCUACGAAAUCAAAGGAAAAAGCUGCUACAGGUGUCCAUCACAAAGGCAAAAUCAAGUGGGAUGAAACAGAAGUUCGCGCUGUAGAAAAGCACAUGAUGCGUUUCAUCAAAGAACACAAGGUGCCUCAGAAGGACGAUUGUGUUCAGUGCCUCAGUGCUGAGCCACAUGCACUGAAGGCCCGUUCCUGGAAAGGAGUAAAGGACUAUGUCAGAAACAGGAUCACUUCUCUGCAGAGACUGAGUCGCUCUUCCAAGAAUUCAUCCAAAAAACAGAACAGGUCCAGACAUGAGGAGCAGUUCUUGCAGAAUGUUGGAUAUUACCAUCAGUUGUAGAUAUAACCUGUUACUGAUACACAAACUUGUUUUGUACUACUUCCCCAUAUUCUCAUUACUGUCUUCACUGCCCUUUGUCAUUGUCUUACAUCUUUUAAUCAGGCUCGAUGUCCAUCUCUGUCAUUGUUUAAACAAUUCCUUCAAGGAAAAUGUUGAUGAUCAUGUUUGUGGUCAGUGAUUGGCAGGUGUUCUCUUCCACAUGUUACUGUACAUUUACUUUUUAUCAAGUUUAUUUGAUAGAGACUGUUAAAAAAUUAUGACACGGUAUGUGUAUUACAAAUUUAGUUAAUGGCAAAGUUAAAGGUUUUGAUGCUUUCCGUCUACUGACUGUGACUAGUGGCAUUUUGCAUUUGAUUUGACUUUGUAUAACUAACCAGAAGUAUCAAGAAAAAUAAUGAGUUACUGCUAUUCCAUAAAUAAAA